Messenger RNA from Saitoella complicata NRRL Y-17804, 1306 nucleotides. RefSeq lists its product as uncharacterized. Gene Ontology annotation, molecular function: sulfite transmembrane transporter activity. Bases 1 to 1260 code for a protein of 419 amino acids. Gene Ontology annotation, cellular component: plasma membrane. The transcript is spliced from 2 exons. Gene Ontology annotation, biological process: transmembrane transport; sulfite transmembrane transport. The record is from RefSeq and is a predicted model, not a curated record. NCBI's taxonomy places the organism in Eukaryota, Fungi, Ascomycota, Saitoellomycetes, Saitoellales, Saitoellaceae.
AUGACUAGGCAAGCCGGAGGAAGACUGUCUCUCGUGAUCCGGAACUAUUCGCCAGCAUGGUUCGUCGCAUCGAUGUCGACGGGCGGUCUAUCGAUCGUGCUUCAUCAGCUGCCUUAUCAGUUUCACGGACUUGGCAUUAUUUCGAUCCUCUUCUUUAUUAUUAACAUCAUCAUCUUAUCCGUCGCCUUGAUCCUCUACAUCACAAGGUGUUUCAUGUACCCACGCUCAACAUGGACAGCUCUUUUAACCGACAGUCAAGAAACUCCUUAUCUCUCGGCAGCCGUCAUCGGUUACACCACAAUCGUCGCCAUGGUCGGCCUAGUCUGUGCCGAAGCCUGGGGCCACUCGUGGGGUAUCGUCGCCUACGUUCUCUGGUGGAUCGCAGUCUUCUUCACCAUCGUGGAAUGUGUCGCGAUCCCAUAUAUUAUCAUCCGCUGGCACUCCGAUGCAACGAAAGAGUUAACGAACCAGAUCACGCCUGUAUUAUUCCUGAUACCCAUCGCGCCGUUGACGACGGCGGCGGUUGGUGGUGCGCUGUGUUUGAGCGCGAACUGGACGGCGAGGAUGCAGGUUCCUGUUAUUAUCUUUUCGUUUCAGAUGUUGGGGUUGGGUUUGUUGUUGGCGCUGGCACUUGACGCGAUUUACCUUGGACGGUUGUUCAACAACCGCAUGCCGCCGCAGAACAAAGCACCCAUGUCCGUCAUCGUGAUCGGUCCGCUCGGACAAGCAUCAUUUGCUUUUCUUAACUUGGGUAUCGCUGUUUCUCGCGGUGCCUUUGCAGGAUACAAUAAGGGAACCUUCUUGGUGCAAGGCGUACAGGAAGCCGUCUUCGCUACCUGUGUCAUCACAGCUUUGUGUUUGCUGGGGUUCAGCAUCUUGUGGGGUGCCAUCGCAUUCCUCGAGGUCCUCCAAGACUCACUCCAGAAAUGCGGUGGCCAGCGACUCGGAUACUCCAUCGCCUGGUGGAGCAGUGUCUUCCCUAUCGCCGUCAACGCUACCGCCUUGAUCCAACUCGCCAACGUCAUGGACUCGCCGACCUUUCGCACGCUAUCGGCUGCACUUUGUAUUCUUAUCGUCAUCUUGUGGUUUGGAAACGCGUUCUUCACCAUUCUUGGUCUUAUCAAGGGUGAUCUCUUAGGGUUGCAGAAGGGGUGGAAGGGUACGUAUAUCGUGGGAGAUAAGAAGGAGGAUGUGGAGAGUGAGAAUGGACCGAGAGCCAAUGAUUAUGGCGUGGCAGCUGAUGCUGAAAACCAGGCGUAGAUUGGAACAGCAGAAGAACAUUGAGGUGUACGAUAUAAUGGGAGGC